ACUAAAAAGUCCUUAAAAAAAAACGCUUGAAAAUUCACAGAGCAGAGUUCUUCCUGUCACCGGUCCAACGAAUCACUGAGCUCACCGCUCCCAGGCAUUUCGUUAGAAUCAGUCAAUUGAAGGAGGAGGAAGAAGAGAAACCCUAGAAAAUCGAAUCGAAUGGCAUCGAUAUCCUGUUGUUUCUCACGCUGUAGUCCUUCAUUCUCUCUCCAACCUCUCAACUCCUCUGUUCAUCCGAAGCUCAGAGAAGGAAGCAGUGGCCUGCUUUCUUCUAGAAGGUUCUCGAAGGUUCUGUCCCUCGUCGUUAGAGCUUCUUCUGCCGUUGAGUCCUCUGGGAGCUCGUCUGAUUUCGUGAAGAGGAUGGAGCAGGCUUGGCUGAUCUCUCAGCAGCCAAGACCAAUUGCAUGUUCGUCUUGUGAAUCAAAUGGUUUUGUGGAGUGUAAGUGGUGUGGAGGAACAGGUUUCUUUAUCAUUGGCAACAACAUGCUUUGUGAAGUGCCAUCCAGAAACACUAGUUGUAUUAUCUGUGCUGGAAAGGGUUCCUCGUGUUGUCCCGAUUGCAAAGGUACAGGAUUUCGUGCCAAGUGGUUGGGGAAGCCUCAUGCACCCAGCUAGAAACACAGCUAAAUCCUAUCUAAGAUUCUCGUGUACCCGAUAAUCUUCGAUCAAGUGGCUCAGCUAAAAUAAUGUAUGAAUUGUGAAUGCAGUUCCUGUAUGUAUAAAAUCAAGUGGCUCAGCCAAGUAGCUGCAAAGGAUCUUUUCUCUAUCCUGUGUAAUUUUACUGCAAUUCCUUAAUUUGUAUUGAUUUUUUUUUGCUCUAUAAUUGAUGUAGAUUGAUCCAAGUUUUUCCAAAUGUUGUUGAUAUAUGAUUCCAAACCUUAUAUGAUGUGAAGUUCACUGUUAUCUCAUUAAAUGGAACGUGGUGAAGAUACCAUUCAUAACUCA
Messenger RNA from Asparagus officinalis (garden asparagus), 945 nucleotides. Its product is annotated as protein EMBRYO SAC DEVELOPMENT ARREST 3, chloroplastic. The transcript has 3 exons. The coding region runs from base 160 to 615 and encodes 151 amino acids. Lineage: Eukaryota; Viridiplantae; Streptophyta; Magnoliopsida; Asparagales; Asparagaceae. The record is from RefSeq and is a predicted model, not a curated record.